GGUCUUUUUCCCCUUCUCGGCUUCUCCUGGCGAGGACCGAGGCCGGCGCGAAGGCUGAGCCCCGGCGCCCCCGCAGCCGAGCCGAGGAGCCGCCGCGGAGGCGCGGGGGCCGCGGAGCCCGCGAUGGACGAGCAGCCGCGGCUGAUGCACUCGCACGCGGGGGUCGGCAUGGCCGCGCACCCCGGCCUGUCCCAGCACCUGCAGGACGGCGCGGCGGGCGCCGAGGGGGACGGCGCGCGGAAGCAGGACAUCGGGGACAUCUUGCAGCAGAUCAUGACCAUCACGGACCAGAGUUUGGACGAGGCGCAGGCCAGAAAACAUGCUUUAAACUGCCACAGAAUGAAGCCUGCCUUGUUUAAUGUGUUGUGUGAAAUCAAAGAAAAAACAGUUUUGAGUAUUCGAGGAGCCCAGGAAGAGGAGCCCACAGACCCGCAGCUGAUGCGGCUGGACAACAUGCUGCUGGCCGAAGGGGUGGCCGGGCCCGAGAAGGGCGGCGGGUCGGCGGCGGCGGCGGCGGCCGCAGCGGCUUCUGGAGGAGCAGGUUCCGACAACUCGGUGGAGCAUUCCGACUACAGAGCCAAACUCUCACAGAUCAGACAAAUCUACCACACGGAGCUGGAGAAAUACGAGCAGGCAUGCAACGAGUUCACCACCCACGUGAUGAAUCUCCUGCGAGAGCAGAGCCGGACCCGGCCCAUCUCCCCGAAGGAGAUCGAGCGGAUGGUGAGCAUCAUCCACCGCAAGUUCAGCUCCAUCCAGAUGCAGCUCAAGCAGAGCACGUGCGAGGCCGUCAUGAUCCUGCGUUCCCGGUUUCUGGAUGCGCGGCGGAAGAGACGGAAUUUCAACAAGCAAGCGACGGAAAUCCUGAAUGAAUAUUUCUAUUCCCAUCUCAGCAACCCUUACCCCAGUGAGGAAGCCAAAGAGGAGUUAGCCAAGAAGUGUGGCAUCACAGUCUCCCAGGUAUCAAACUGGUUUGGAAAUAAGCGAAUCCGGUACAAGAAGAACAUAGGUAAAUUUCAAGAGGAAGCCAAUAUUUAUGCUGCCAAAACGGCUGUCACUGCCACCAAUGUGUCAGCCCAUGGAAGCCAAGCUAACUCUCCCUCAACUCCCAACUCAGCGGGUUCUUCCAGUUCUUUUAACAUGUCAAACUCUGGAGAUUUGUUCAUGAGCGUGCAGUCACUCAAUGGGGAUUCUUACCAAGGGGCCCAGGUUGGAGCCAACGUGCAAUCACAGGUGGAUACCCUUCGCCAUGUUAUCAGCCAGACAGGAGGAUACAGUGACGGACUCGCAGCCAGUCAGAUGUACAGUCCGCAGGGCAUCAGUGCUAAUGGAGGUUGGCAGGAUGCUACUACCCCUUCAUCAGUGACCUCCCCUACAGAAGGCCCUGGCAGUGUUCACUCUGACACCUCCAACUGAUCUCCCAGCCACCGCAUCCCGGCUGACCCUGGGCCCCGUUGGGGCAGGGCAGGAGGGAGGGCUUCUCUCCCAGCGCUGAAGCGGUCAGACUGGAGGUCGAAGCGAUCAGCAAACACAAUAAGAGUCUCCUUCUCUUCUCUUCUUUGGGAUGCUGUUUCAGCCAAUCUGGACACUUCUUUAUACUCUCUUCCCUUUCGUUUUCUGGGUAGAAGCCACCCCUCCCUGCCUCCAGCUGUCAGCCUGGUCCCCGCCAUCUUCCCUUUGCUUUGUCCUAGACUCCCGGGGCCCUGUCCUCCAUGGCAUCACUGAAGGAUAUUUUCAACAAUUAGAGGAAUUUAAAGAGGAAAAACAAUGACGAAGACAAUAAUAAACGUGUUUGUAUGUUUUCA
This is a messenger RNA of Lemur catta (Ring-tailed lemur), 1805 nucleotides long. It is a transcript of the gene PBX1, whose product is annotated as PBX homeobox 1. Gene Ontology annotation, cellular component: nucleus. Gene Ontology annotation, molecular function: RNA polymerase II cis-regulatory region sequence-specific DNA binding; DNA-binding transcription factor activity, RNA polymerase II-specific. The transcript has 9 exons. Gene Ontology annotation, biological process: animal organ morphogenesis; embryonic organ development; regulation of transcription by RNA polymerase II. The record is from RefSeq and is a predicted model, not a curated record. Lineage: Eukaryota; Metazoa; Chordata; Mammalia; Primates; Lemuridae. The coding region runs from base 124 to 1416 and encodes 430 amino acids.